Molecule: messenger RNA, 552 nt
Organism: Arxiozyma heterogenica
Lineage: Eukaryota; Fungi; Ascomycota; Saccharomycetes; Saccharomycetales; Saccharomycetaceae
Gene: UPS1
Product: Ups1p
Exons: 1
Coding region: 1-552 (183 amino acids)
Biological process (GO): phospholipid transport
Cellular component (GO): mitochondrial intermembrane space
Molecular function (GO): phosphatidic acid transfer activity
Source: RefSeq, a predicted model, not a curated record
AUGGUACUGAUCCAUUCUAAUAAAGACACUUUCUAUAAUGACUUCGAAUGUGUGACUGGUGUAUUAUUUAAUAAGUAUCCAAAUCCAUACGUCAAACAUAUUCUCUCAAUUGAUACUAUUGAUAGACAUCGAAGCAAUGAUGGUAAUAAAUUGUUUACAACAAGAUUAAUUAGAAAACAAGGGAAAUUGCCUAUAUGGGUGUCAUAUAUAAUUGGAGCUAGCGGUGGAUCAAAAAUUAAUGAAUCCUGGCUAGUUGAAUAUUCUGUAGUAGAUAGAUCCACGUUAACAAUGAAAACAUGUAUUAAAAAUUUGGACCAUGUCAAGUUGUUGCAAGUAGAAGAAAGAACUACUUAUCAAUGGAAUAAUGAAUUGAAAGCCACACAGGUGAAUAGUCGAGUAACAUUUUCUUGUAAUGCCAUACAACAAUUAAGUCUCAAGGAAAAAAUUGAAAAUAUGGCAAAAUCAAAGUUCGAAGAAAGCAUGAAAAGAUCCCGUUUAGGGAUGUCUUUAGUAAUGCAACGAAUAGAAGCCAUGAGACAAGAACAAAUUUAA